CUCCGCUUUACUCAUCCCACCAUGAUCGCCGAAGCCGGCCCCAGCGACAGCGGGCCAUAUGUGCCACGCGCACCGCUCGUUAACCAGAUCGAUGCCGAGGAGCUCGACGAUGGCAUUGCCCAGCUGCUCGGCGAUGGCGUUGAGCGCGCCUUUUCCCGCUUUCAUCCAUCAAUAGGACCGGACGCAAAGCCCGAGAUCGAGCUGUUCCUCAAGCUCGCCGUGUUUGCAGCCGGCGUGCUCGGACCCACAACAGCUAGCCCAGGCCUCGCCCUCUCAAACCUCCGCUUAGCUAGCGGCGGCACACGGCCAUCUCGAAACAAACUGCUUCUCUAUAUCCUUCUUCACCCCCCUUUGCUCCCACGGUAUUUGCUCACGCGUGCGCGCGCAACAGCCCUGUCGCGACAGUGGCCAGACCUCCCCUCCCACGACAUCCGGCGUAAGCUGUGGCGCCUCAUCACCCGCAUCGAAGCGCUAGCGCAGGCAUGGGAGCUUGCCGGCUGGGGCUGGUUCCUCUGGGACGGGCACUACCCGUCUCUCCUGAUGCGUAUCCUCAAAAUACGCCUCGUCCCCGACGCGCCACAUCUCGCGCGCAUGGUGUCUUACGAAUUUAUGAACCGCCAGCUGGUGUGGGGAGUCAUGACAGAGUUCCUCAUGUUCGCGCUUCCGCGCAUCCCGAGCCUUCCGGCCAUCGUUAACCCCGGCACAGUGCUGGGGCCCGUGAAGGCGUUCCUGAACCAGCCGACGACGAUCGAUUACGAUGCGCUCUCCGCGGCGCAGGGGAGCAUCUCCGCAGCCAAGGCGGCGGGCGUGGCCGCCCCGAGUGCGGCACACGCCGGCGUCUGCGCCGGUAUCCCGCAGCAGACGUGCCCCGUGUGCUACUUGCGACGCACGAGCGCCCCGGUCGCAUUGAGCGGAACGGACAUCGAGCUGCCGCCACUCGAGGACGCCGACCCCGAGGCCGACCCCGAAGACCGCAUCUUCCUCCCCGCCCAGACCGACUGCUGGGGCGGCUGUAGCUACUGCUACUACUGCAUAGCGGACGAACUGGCCCAGUUCGCACACGAGCACCCGGACAAGGACGCCAAGUGGCAGUGUCUCCGAUGUGGGGGGAGCGUGUCGAAGGCAAGGCGCGUCGGCGCCGAGCCUGGUGCUCUGCAACGACCAGAGGAGAGCGACGAGAGCAGCGAGGAGAGCCAGAAGAGCGAGAAGGGCGGCACCACCGAGGGUAGGACACUGGGACAUGCGCCAGGCCCCGAGGACUCGUGGGUGGCUGUGUGAUAGAGCUAGAUGCAACAUCUGGUGGAGAGAGAA
This is a messenger RNA of Cutaneotrichosporon oleaginosum, 1311 nucleotides long. RefSeq lists its product as uncharacterized. Gene Ontology annotation, molecular function: zinc ion binding. NCBI's taxonomy places the organism in Eukaryota, Fungi, Basidiomycota, Tremellomycetes, Trichosporonales, Trichosporonaceae. Gene Ontology annotation, biological process: protein import into peroxisome matrix. Gene Ontology annotation, cellular component: peroxisomal membrane. The record is from RefSeq and is a predicted model, not a curated record.